AUGGGUCAAACCGUAUCCCGGGAUGACUUCAUAUGGACAUUAACAGAACAGCCGCAUAUGAGCCGGCGUGAAGCUAUUGUCAAGGCACAUCCUGAAAUCAAACAGUUGUUCGGUGUUGAUCCAUCUUUCAAAUAUGUUGUUGUAUGUAUGGUACUCUUUCAAAUUUUCAUGUGCUGGCUACUUCAGGACGCUGAUUGGAUUUUAGUGCUUCUGGAGAGCUAUCUGUGUGGAGGUGUUAUCAAUCAUGCUAUGACUUUAGCUAUUCAUGACAUUUCUCACAACACUGUAUAUGGCAACAAGUACCCACUAUCGAACAGAUUUUUUGGGUUCUUAGCCAACUUACCCAUCGGGGUUCCCAUCUCAGUGUCUUUCAAGAAAUACCAUGUAGAGCACCAUCGAUAUCUAGGAGAAGAUGGAUUAGAUACUGAUGUUCCCACUGAGCUUGAAGCUUUAUUCUUCACAACUCCUUUCCGUAAAAUUCUUUGGUUAGCUUUCCAACCCUUCUUCUACGCCUUCCGUCCACUGAUCAUUUAUAAGAAAGCUCCAACUGAUCUGGAAAUUUUGAAUGCCGUCGUACAGAUAGGAUUUGAUCUUAUAAUAUUACAAUGUUUCGGUAUCAAAGCACUUGUCUACCUCUUGGCUGGAACUGUGAUUUCUAUGGGAUUACAUCCAUCUGCAGGGCACUUCAUAUCAGAACAUUACAUUUUCGAUCCUCAACAAGAGACAUACAGUUACUAUGGUUGGUGGAACUUAUGCACAUUCAAUGUUGGAUAUCACAUGGAGCAUCAUGACUUCCCUUACAUUCCAGGCCGUAACUUGCCAUUAGUUAGAAAAAUAGCUCCAGAAUACUAUGAGAACUUACUGCAGCACAAGUCUUGGUCUAAGGUCCUGUACGACUUUGUCAUGAAACCAGAUAUGGGUCCAUAUGCUAGGAUAAAGCGAAAACCUCGGGUGCCACAGGCUUUCUAUGGAAAUAACGUUUUAUCAGAAUAUACUGAUGCUCUUCUAUAUUAUCUGGGAUACUACGCUAUAGUUGAGCGGGCACAAAACAUUCUUGAUCUCAAUAACAAUACUAAGAAAAUCGAUUAG
Messenger RNA from Auanema sp. JU1783, 1089 nucleotides. The record is from the annotation of a GenBank genome assembly. NCBI's taxonomy places the organism in Eukaryota, Metazoa, Nematoda, Chromadorea, Rhabditida, Rhabditidae.